AUGUCUUCCCCAGACAUCCCCAACAAACCAGCCAAUGGCAUCUCCUACUACACCCCAGCCCAAGAUCCCCCCGCUGGAACCGCAGCAAGUCCCCAAUCCGACGGCACAAAGCCUCCGAAACUCUUUCAACCCUUCAAAGUACGUGGCGUAACAUUCCACAACCGCAUUGGUCUCUCCCCACUAUGCCAAUACAGCGCCGACGACGGCCACAUGACAGACUGGCACGUGGCGCACUUGGGCGGCAUCGCGCAACGCGGUCCAGGAUUCCUCAUGGCAGAAGCAACCUCCGUCCAAGCAAAUGGGCGCAUUACACCGCAAGACUCGGGACUCUGGAAAGACUCGCAGAUCGAGCCGCUGCGCCGUGUCAUCGAGUUCGUGCACAGCCAGAGUCAGGUGAUGGGUGUUCAGCUUGCUCAUGCUGGGCGGAAGGCUAGUACUGUCGCGCCUUGGCUCAGUAAGGCGGACACUGCGACUGCUAAGGUCGGAGGAUGGCCUGAUAAUGUAAAGAGUCCCAGUAAUGUGCCCUUCCAUGCCAGUUUCCCGACACCAACCGCUUUGACGUUGGAGGAGAUUGAGGAGUUCAAGAGGGACUGGGUUGCUGCUGUUAAGCGUGCUCUGAAGGCUGGCGUGGACUUUGUUGAGAUUCAUAAUGCUCAUGGGUAUUUGCUUAUGAGUUUCUUGUCGCCUGCUACCAAUGAUCGGACUGAUCAGUAUGGUGGGAGCUUUGAGAAUCGUAUUCGGCUUUCGUUGGAAAUUGCCAAGUUGACUCGUGAGACUGUUCCCGAGAGCAUGCCUAUCUUCUUGCGUGUCUCUGCUACGGACUGGUUGGAAGAGUCAAUGCCUGAUACGCCAUCCUGGCGUGCGGAGGAUACGGUUCGAUUUGCAAAGGCGCUGGCCGAUGCUGGGACUGUUGAUGUGUUGGAUAUUAGCAGUGGUGGAAACCACGAGAAGCAGCAUAUCCAUGCAAAGGCUGCUUUCCAGGCACCAUUUGCCGUUGAGGUGAAGAAGGCUAUUGGAGAUAAGCUCAUGGUUGGCUCAGUCGGUAUGAUCGGUUCUGCUUCUUUGGCCAAUUCCCUGCUGGAGAACGAUGGGCUGGACUUUGUCCUUAUCGGUCGUGGAUUCCUCAAGAAUCCAGGUUUGGUCUGGGCUUGGGCUGAGGAACUUGAGGUUGAUAUUUCCAUGGCUAAUCAGAUUAGAUGGGGCUUUGCCAGUCGCGGUACUGGUGGCGGCCCUUACUUGCACAACAAGAAGCAGAAGCUUUAG
Messenger RNA from Penicillium nucicola, 1263 nucleotides. RefSeq names its product NADH:flavin oxidoreductase/NADH oxidase. The record is from RefSeq and is a predicted model, not a curated record. The transcript has a single exon. Lineage: Eukaryota; Fungi; Ascomycota; Eurotiomycetes; Eurotiales; Aspergillaceae. Gene Ontology annotation, molecular function: NADP binding; FMN binding; NADPH dehydrogenase activity. Gene Ontology annotation, cellular component: intracellular anatomical structure. Bases 1 to 1263 code for a protein of 420 amino acids.